UUCCCCUCGCGCCCCGGACUGGCGAGGCUGGGCGCGAGCCGCAGAGCGCGGGGUGGCCCCGGGCAGCAGCCGGCCGGAGGAUGCAGCGCCUGGCGCUAACUUUCCUCGCUUUGCCGCUGGUGCUGCGCGCCGCUCCGGCAGUUCCCUGGUGCUACGAUUCACAGGAUCCCAAAUGUGGCCCCGGGUACUGGAAGGAUCUGGCCAAGGGCUGUGGAGGAGAUAACCAGUCGCCCAUUAACAUUGACAGGCGCAAAGUGCAGAGGGACAAGAACCUAGGAGAUGUCCUCUUUGAGGGCUAUGACCAGGCCCCGCCGGGCAAGUGGAGGCUCAUGAACAACGGGCACACGGUGGUGAUGAGACUGGAAGGUGUGUCUGCGAGCGAACAUAUCAAUAUCACCAUUGGGGUGCUUCUUGAGAAGUACCGAGCCCUGCAGUUCCACUUCCACUGGGGGAACCUCAAGGGGAAUGGCUCGGAGCACACCAUUGAUGGACACCAGUUCCCCAUGGAGCUGCACCUUGUUCACAUGAACACCAAGUACAAAACCUUCAACGAGGCCAAAGGGCAUCCGAAUGGGCUGGCUGUCCUGGGCUUCUUGUACAAGGUGUCGGAUGCUGAUAACUCCAAUUACAACACGAUUGUAGCUGGCCUGAAGAACAUUUCCCAUCAAGGGGAUUUUGUGGAUUUAGCAUCUACGUUUUGCUUGAACAACCUUCUUCCCAGCAUGGCCAAGCUGUCCAAGUACUACCGCUAUCAGGGCUCCCUGACCACCCCAGACUGCGCGGAGGUUGUCGUCUGGACGCUCUUUGAGGAGCCCAUCCCUAUCAGCCAGUCUCAGCUGAACGCAUUUGUCAACACUGUUCACUUCCCGGCCAAUGGCACUGGCACCUCUCUAGUGAAAAUGACCAACAACUUUCGACCGCCACAGCCUCUCAAGAACCGAAAAGUCUAUGCGUCCAGAGAUGCCACGAUCAGCCGCAGUGCCAUGCCCAGUGUCACCCUCCCGCUCCUUCCUCUGCUCUUGGUUUUCCAGAUUGUCCACUUCUCAGGUCCCUCCUAAAGGCCCCUCCCAUGAAUCCCUCCCUUCUUUUUCAUGAAUGAUUCGUGAUUAUUUUAUGAUGUCUUCAUAUCAGUGAUUCCACACUGUGAUCAUUUUCUAGCCACAGGACAGAAAGCGAUGAAUGAAAUGAAAGCAGAUUGGCAGGGGGUACUGGGCCAGACCAAAGGUCCAUCUAGCCCAGUAUCCUGUCUUCUGACAGUGGCCAAUGCCAGAUGCCUCAAAGGGAAUGAACAGAACAUGGCAAUUCUCCAGUGAUCCAU
Messenger RNA from Mauremys reevesii (Reeves's turtle), 1318 nucleotides. RefSeq names its product carbonic anhydrase 15-like. The transcript has 8 exons. Gene Ontology annotation, molecular function: zinc ion binding; carbonate dehydratase activity. The record is from RefSeq and is a predicted model, not a curated record. Gene Ontology annotation, cellular component: plasma membrane. NCBI's taxonomy places the organism in Eukaryota, Metazoa, Chordata, Testudines, Geoemydidae. Bases 81 to 1058 code for a protein of 325 amino acids.